Penicillium roqueforti is the source of this 1524-nucleotide messenger RNA. RefSeq lists its product as uncharacterized. Gene Ontology annotation, molecular function: transmembrane transporter activity. The transcript has a single exon. The coding region runs from base 1 to 1524 and encodes 507 amino acids. NCBI's taxonomy places the organism in Eukaryota, Fungi, Ascomycota, Eurotiomycetes, Eurotiales, Aspergillaceae. Gene Ontology annotation, biological process: transmembrane transport. The record is from RefSeq and is a predicted model, not a curated record.
AUGCCGGAAGUGACCAAAUUGCCUGGCCUUGAGCCAACGGCGAUCGAGGGCCCAGCUGUCCCUCAAAAUGAAGGUCCCGACGCGAACUACAAAGCCAAAGCUGAGGUUCUAAACCAAGCGAUUCAGACGAUCGGCAUGGGCCGAUACCAAUGGCAGCUCUUUGUGGUGAUCGGAUUCGGCUGGGCGAGCGAUAACUUGUGGCCGAUUGUUACGUCCCUGAUCCUCCCCGCAGUCUCAAACGAAUUUCACCCCUCGAAAGCACCGCUUUUGACACUUGCGCAAAACAUCGGGUUGCUGGUCGGUGCUGUGUUUUGGGGAUUUGGAUGCGACGUCUUCGGUCGCAGAUGGGCGUUCAACUUGACGAUCGGAAUCACGGCGGUGUUUGGCCUGGUUGCGGCGGGAUCGCCUAAUUUCGCGGCCGUUUGUACUUUUGCGGCUUUGUGGUCUGUUGGCGUCGGUGGGAAUCUGCCCGUGGACUCGGCCAUCUUUCUCGAGUUCUUACCUGGAUCUCAUCAGUACCUGUUGACUAUCUUAUCGAUUGACUGGGCUUUGGCCCAGGUCGUCGCCACUUUGAUUGGUUGGCCGCUGCUUGGGUAUAGGACUUGUGGUUCUGCAGAAGGAUGUACGAAAGCCGAAAACAUGGGAUGGCGAUGGUUUAUUAUCGCAAUGGGUGGCAUCGCAAUGAUCAUGUUCGUCGGUCGGUUUGUGUUUUUCACGGUUUUUGAGUCGCCAAAAUACCUCAUGGGGAAGGGGAGGAACGAACAGGCUGUGGAGGUUGUCCACGAAGUUGCUCGAAGAAAUGGAAAAGUCUCUGAUCUAUCGAGAACCGAUCUGGACGCCUGGGACCAGGGCGAGAUACAGAAUUUCAGCGCGGCAAACAUCGUCCGCCAACGCCUAGAAACCGUGCGGUUUGAUCAUCUCCGCGCUCUUUUCGAUACCCCAAAACGAGCAUGGGCUACAACCUCGAUCAUCCUCGUUUGGGCAUUCAUCGGUCUCGGCUUUCCACUAUACAAUGCAUUCCUUCCAUACAUCCAGCAGUCCAGAGGCGCUGAAUUUGGUGACGGAUCGACAUAUAUCACGUAUCGGAAUUCAUUGAUUAUUGCCGUUAUGGGCAUCCCAGGCUGUCUGCUCGGUGGAGUGCUGGUUGAACUGCCACGCUUUGGCCGCAAGGGUGCUCUCUCUAGUUCAACGGCUAUAACUGGAGCCUUUCUUCUUGCGUCAACAACAGCUACCACAUCAAAUGCUCUGCUAGGCUGGAACUGCGCCUUUAAUUUCAUGAGUAGUCUCAUGUAUGCCGUUUUAUAUGCAUAUACCCCCGAGAUCUUUCUCACCAAGGACCGUGGUACGGGCAACGCAUUGACCGCGUCUGCGAACCGGAUCUUUGGCAUCAUGGCUCCUAUUAUUGCAAUGUUUGCUGAUCUCACAACCGCUGCUCCUGUUUAUGUUAGCGGGGCGCUGUUCCUCGCAGCGGGAAUUCUUGUGUUGUUCAUGCCAUAUGAGUCUCGCGGAAAGGCGAGUCUGUAA